UGUACUCCUCGACCGUUAACGGGGUGGCGCUGGAAAGAUAAGCGCUGAGAAAUGACUAACGGGUUGGUAAUAAUAACCUGCAGCAUCAUCCAUGUGAUGCACAUAGAUCAAAUCCGUUUUCUCGUUAUUUUAUUUUCCCAAGACAUUUAUUAAUCUUUAUUUAUUUAUUUGUAUGUAAUUUAUUGUAUAUUAGCGGCUUAAGUGUGUGUGCGUAUGUGCGUAAAUACUCAGAAGCUGAAGAAGCAGCUGGCCGGUUACGCCCACCCACAGCAAGCCUUCAAAGUAAAGCCGGAGGGUUGAGACGGCAAACGAGAGGAUAAAGAAGGAGAGAUCCCGGAAACAAUCGUCCAACAACUGGACAAACGCACCGACAUUUCAGCUUCGGGUUGGGACUCUGAAUGAGCUGAAUGGAUAAGUUAAGGGAAUUCAAAGGGAAGAUCCUUUUCUUACUUGUUUUUGUUACUUUGUUCAUCAUCAUCUUCUUCAUUAACAAGUUACCCAGGACUAAUUCGUCUGUCCCACCACCACGUGGGCCUCCAGCCACUUGCCCCUUCUCAGUCUCUAAGAACACCAUCACUCCACUCAAUAAUACAAAGCACUUGCUGGUGUCAGCCUUCAUGGACCAGAGAGAGAAGGGUUUUGACGUACGCAUCAUUGGGAUAUUUAAGAGGGACUCCAUCCAACCACUUCACUGUUUCUUCUGCUGUGCAGGCCGGUUAAGUAAGGAAACCACUCCGUCGAAAAUUUUACAGCACUCGGACAACUUUGGUUUUCCCUACACCACGACGGAUGUCCUGUGUCGGAUUCCUCAAUACUGUGACGCUUCAUAUGUCACUCUUCUCACUCAACCAGAGAAGGAUACUACAACUAAGCAUACCUGGCUUCCCAUAAGAAACAAGAAUGAGAAAAAGCUGCAGUUCCACUUCACAGUCUGCAUCUCCACCCUGUUUAACAACUACAACAACGUGCUUCAGUUCGCACAGACUCUGGAAAUGUACAGGUUGCUGGGUGUCAACAGAGUGGUCAUCUACAACACGAGCUGCGGCUCAGAGCUCGACCGACUGUUGCAGAGUUACAGCGAGGAGGGCUUCGUGGAAAUGGUUCCCUGGCCCAUCGACAAGCAUCUAAAACCAUCUCCUGGCUGGCGCUUCUCAGAGUAUGGGGGGGAUUUGCACUACUAUGGCCAGUUAACCACCCUGAACGAGUGCAUUUACAGAUCCAUGGAGCGUUCGCGCUACGUCCUGCUGAACGACAUAGAUGAGAUUAUAAUGCCAUACCAGCACAAUGAUCUGAUGUCUGUGAUGAACACGCUAGAGCAGCAGUACCCACACGCGGGGGUGUUCCAGAUUGAGAACCACAUCUUCCCCAAGAAGCACUUUGAGCCACAAGGGAAAUUUAACCUGCCUCAGUGGAAUGGUGUGCCGGGAGUCAACAUUUUGGAGCACAUCUACAGGGAGGAACCACAAAGAAAUAUUUACCACCCGUACAAGAUGAUAGUUAAGCCAAAGAUGAUAGAGCAGACCUCUGUGCACGACGUGCUCAAGAAUUAUGGACAGCGCAACAUUGUCUCACCACAACUUUGUCGGAUAAUUCACGUCCGCGUUGCCCUCCAGGGUUCAUUAACGAUGGAGCAGCUUCACGAGGACAAACGACUGUGGGACUUCAGUAAAAAACUGAUUCCCAAUGUGGACAAGGCUCUGAAGAGAGUGGGGAUGCUGAGCAACAGUCACACUUAGCCUGGUCGUGACAGUACACAGUAGAGUCCAAGCAGCUGAACGUGGCUCUGAGGGCACAGUACUCCCAUCAGGAGGAGCAGAUGACCGCGCUUGGCCAGGGAGUCAAAGGUCUCGGUCAUAGCCAAGAAGACUUCAAAGCUACCGUUAAUGCCCAGAUGGAGCUUCUCGCUGAGCAGAUGCAGCGGAUUCUCAGUCGCCCUGAGAAGUCAGGUACAGCCCCCGCUGCAGCGGAGCUUCCACUCGUUCCCACCGUACCCUACACCGGAGCGGGGCCCGGGUUGGCAUCACCUGAGCGAUUCUCGGGAGACCUGGGACAAUGUAAAUCAUUCCUAAUAGACUGUGAAAUGUAUUAUGAACUGCCACUUCACGCACACCGUUCAAAGGAAGCUGCUGCCUCUGGAUCUGCCAUUGGACCUGGAUUCCCUCAUCGCCCUCGCACUCCGAACAGAUAACCGUCUUCGUUAAUUCCAGGUUCUCCAGGGAGUGCAUCAGCAGUUCCCAGACCCCUGCUUUCCACGGGUCUGUUCCCUCAUGAUCAUCGCCAGACCAGCCCCGUCCUUCUCCUCCUGCUGGAGGUGAGGAACCCAUGCAGCUGAGCAGGGCCCAGCUCACUCAGGCAGAAUGACAAGGCAGCCUCAAGGAGGGACGGUGCUUCUACUGCAGGGAAUCCGGACAUCUUGUAGCCGUCUGUCCGGCCAAGGAAGCUAAGCCCAAGAGCCAGUCCACAGCAUCAAGUUCCGUUCCACGUAGCUGGACCUCCUUCUAGGUAAAAUACGACACCACAGUCAUUGAAUUGGAUGCUGUAAUUGACUCUGGGGCUGAUGAAUGCGUAAUGGACUGGGAGAUAGCCAAAGAGCUGGGGUUGGAAUUGGAAACUCUUCCUCAACCCAUCAAUACUAGGGCCUUGAAUGGUACUGCUGUGUUCACCUUCACACACGCCCUGACAUUAGAUAACCACACUGAGCUGCAUGUUUCACUCACCUGCUUGCACCCUGGUUCUGGAACAUCUGUGGCUCGUCAGCCACAACCCCCACAUAGACUGGCCUACGGGCAAGAUCCUGGGCUGGGGGAAUGACUGUGAGGGGAGGUACCUGAGGGACAAGCCUCAGGGACAAACCACCACGAAUAUAAACGCUGUUUCUGCUCACCCUGUCACAAAGUCCCAGUAUCAGGUUCUGACCUCUGUACCCUCCUGCUGCCACCAUCAACAAUUUUUCUACCUCAGUAUUUUAUUCUGUUGUAUUUUAUUGUAUUCAAGUACUAGACUGCUAUGAUAAGCAAAUUUCCCUUUGGGGAUGAAUAUCUAUCUAUUUAUCUGUCUAUCUAUUAUUUCUUCCACUGUAUCGAAUGCAUGACUGCGCCAUCACGCUCAUUCCCGGUUCCACCAUUCCCAAGGGGCGCCUGUACUUGGUGUCAGGGCCCGAGCGUCAAGCCAUGAAGGACUACAUUGAGUCGUCCCUGAAGGCGGGGCUCAUCCACCCGUUUUCAUCACCUGCUGGAGCUGGAUUUUUCUUUGUGAGCAAAAAGGACGGGUCCUUAAGACCCUGUAUUGACUACAGCCCUCUCAAUGACAUCACUAUAAAGAAUCGCUAUCUGCUCCCUUUAAUGUCGUCUGUGUUUGAUCAGCUUCAGCAGGCCAUGGUAUUCACUAGGCUAGAUUUAUGCAACGCUUGCCAUCAUGUUCGGAUUAGGGAGGGGGAUGAGGCAUGUUCAGUCUAUGCUCGCAGCAAGGCGUCCUCUGGAUUAUGCAUGGGUUUCCUGCAACCUCUGCCCAUCUCCUCCAGACCGUGGUCGGACAUAUCGUAGACUUCGUCACGGGGCUCCCGGUUUCGGAAGGCAACACGACGGUCCUGACCGUGGUGGAUUGUUUUUCUAAGAUGGCAUAUUUCAUUGCCUUGCCUAAACUGCCCUCAGCUAAAGAAACUGCUCAAAUUAUGAUGCAAAAUACCUUCAGAAUCCAUGGAAUUCCCAAAGACAUUGUGUCAGACCGGGGGCCCCAGCUCAUCUCUGGGUUCUGGAGGGAGUUCUGUCGGCUCACCGGCGCCACAGCAAGUCUGAUGUCAGGUUAUCACCCGGAGGCCUUACAUGCCUUGUGUCUCAGAACCCGACCUCGUGGAGCACCCACCUGGCCUGGGUGGAAUAUGCCCACAGUUCAAUGCCUAGCUCUGCCACAGGUGUCUCCCUCUUCCAGUGUGUUUUUGGUUACCAGCCUCCUGUGUUUGCUGGCAUGGAGCAUGAAGUGUCUGUUCCCUCCACUCACGCCCUGGUUCGCUGCUGCCGCCACAUCUGGGCCACUGCCUGUCAAGUGCUCAUCCGUCAGAGGGACAGAGUUCUUCACCUCUAAGAAGCUGGCACUACGGUUCAUGGGUCUUUUCCCCAUCACCAAAGUCGUCCAGCGGCCAUUCGUCUGCGUCUGGCCAGAUCCCUCCGUGUCCAUCCCAUGUUAGUGUUACACCACAGUCACUUGCCCUUCCUCAUGUGUCACCAGUCUAAUUGUCUUCCCUGAUUCCCGAUUACUUCCACCUGUUGCCCAUUACCUCAAAUAGUCUGUGUCUCCCUUUGUCUUGUGCCAGAGUGGUCGUCCUUGUCUUUAUAUGUUCACCACAGCCUUGACCAUGAUCGUUAUUUGGAUUUUGUUCUGUUUCUUAAUAAAGACUGUUAUCAAAGAAAACUAACCCUUUCAUCUGCAUCCUGAGUCCUAGCCUGGUGGUGACAGUAACAGUUGAUGGAUGGUUGGAGCAGAUACCGAGGUGGACACACUUUGAACGUGUCUGACAGUGACUAUGCACUCCUCAGCAAAAGGGAUAUGUGAUUUCCUCUUAGCCUUUGUGUUCAGUGUUUUCUCUACUUUGAAAUCAGUGCAGCUCACUUGUUAAGACCACAAGUGGGAGGGGUUCAUUUGCUCCUUUCUUGGUAAACACAGCCUUAUUUGAAGUGAUUGUUUUUACUUUUUUUUUUUAUUUAUUUAAACCAAAGUAAUUUGCACCUAAAAUAAUGAACAACUUGCUGAUCCCAUGGUGGUACAAAAUUUGUUAGGUUUCCAAAUCAUCAGGAUCAAGAGCUUGGGUGUUUUUCUAGGUUUUCAUAGAAAAUAUAAUAGAACUAAUACAAUUGCAGUGAACAAUGAAGUAAAGCCCUCGAUGAACCAAGCCAUUUAUUUGUACAGAUCGUACCCAUUGUUAAAAUAUUUUCUGUACUUUCCAAAGGAUUUCCACCUUUUGAAUUGUGUUUCCAUUUGGAAGUUUUUAAUGCGUUAACGACAUUCCUGUGGAGGUGUAUCUUCAACACGUGACUAUGAAGCAGACGCUGUGUAUUUGAAUUAUAUUUAUUUUUUAUUUGAAUGCUAUGUAAACAUGCCAAAGUGGCUUCAAAAGCAGAAUGUAUAAUGCGCCAUGAGCUCCUUACCAUAGACUUCCUGACGUAUUGUCCAUAAUGUGGCUGAGCUGAAGCGCCACUGCAAGGAGGAGUGAUGCACAAGAUCCACAGCUACUCCAGAGAGCACUGAAUCCAAGGGCCCUCUUGCUUUUUCCACCAGCACUACAAUUAUUUGAUGAGUGUGUUCAGAUAAAAUGGAUUAUAAUUGCUUGUGCACUGGGAGCUUAAGUGCACUCUGUCCGGUUCUAAUUGUGUCUUAGAAGAUGGAGAUGACAUGACAGUUUUUAUUAUGCAAAAAGUCUAGUCUUCCACUGGGCAGCCCAGGGGACAGAUUUUGUUGUUUUUGGUUUGGUUUUGGUUCAUUUAUGAGCCUUUUUGAGACUGCACAGAAGACAAGCACUAAGAGAAAAUUAAGAAAUGAAAGGAUUGUUGACAACAGCAAGAUCAAAAAAUGUCGGGUCAUUGUUAAAUAAUAAAUUAAAUAAUAAAAAUCCCUCCCAUA
Molecule: messenger RNA, 5613 nt
Organism: Mugil cephalus (flathead mullet)
Lineage: Eukaryota; Metazoa; Chordata; Actinopteri; Mugiliformes; Mugilidae
Exons: 7
Coding region: 408-1736 (442 amino acids)
Source: RefSeq, a predicted model, not a curated record